UCAUGGGAACGAACUGGAGGUGAUUUCUAUCUCGAGGGCGAAUCAUAAUAUCUUAAUCCACCAGCCAUGGCGACCCUUCUCGUAUCCAAUUCACACUCUCUUCUGUUCACAUACGCUGCGCGCCUUUCCUUCAAGCCUCCACAAUUGCCCAACUCUACGGCUAUUCGCUUCGCCGGCGACUCGUGCUACCGACGGAAACUGAGAGGCUUGACGGCGGUUACUCGUGCGGGUCCCGGUAGCAGCAGCUACUUCUUCGCUUUUGCACUCCCAUUUUCGCUCCUCGCUAUCACCAUAGUAGCUUCGUGGAAAAUAGGAGAAAGGCUUGACAGAGAAUUUAUCGAGGAGAUGGCAAUGAACGAAGCCAUCAUGGAAGCAGAUGAAGACGAUGAUGAUGGUGUUGACCAAGAUGACAUUGAAACUUAUAAACAAGAAGAACCUGCCCUUCCUCGUGUUCGCAAUAGGCCAAGAAGGGAGGCUUAGAGUUACAUUUAAUGUGUUUUGAGUUGUAAUUUACUCCAGGAUGCUUUUGAAUUGUACUUAAGCCAGCAGAAUCAAGAUCGUGGAAGGAGAGAGGAAGCGACGGCUUCAUUUUUAUCUCAGAUUCAUGGAACAUAGGUCUUUCUAAAGUCAAGAACCAUACUCUAUACCGAGAAGGAAGCAGUGAAAGCCUGAAAUGUCUAUAGCAGAAUAGAGUAUUCCCCCUUCUUCAGAUGUAGCCAGAUACACUAUAUGAGUAUAUUCGACGGAAAAUGUAAUUCCAUUGACUUUUGGGACGCAUAAAGUAAUUGUCUCAAAUUCUAUGUAUGUAUUAGAAAAUUCAUUGAAUGUAGGAUUAUUUGUUUCUAAGAUAAGAGCUUUUGUGGGGUUAUUGUAGAUUUCUGCUCCCUUUUUGAAAUUAAGUUUUAUAAGAAAACAUUGUUAAGUA
Molecule: messenger RNA, 925 nt
Organism: Neltuma alba
Lineage: Eukaryota; Viridiplantae; Streptophyta; Magnoliopsida; Fabales; Fabaceae
Exons: 2
Coding region: 67-480 (137 amino acids)
Source: RefSeq, a predicted model, not a curated record